GUUAAAAAAUAGAGUGAAAAGAGGGUCGAAAUCGAAGAUAGAGAAAAUGUUAGAAGAGUGAAGAGACGUUGGUACGGUGGUUGGACUUGGAAGCUCCGUCGGGUUUCGAUGAACUCGAGGAAAUCCCUCUUUACUUAACACUCAGCAAAAAUAACACACAUUCUCAUUUCUCAUUCCUCAUUCCUCAUUCCAUUCAACCAUGGCACACCUUCUCCAAACUCCCUUCAUUUCCUCCUCCUCCUCCCCCGCGCUCCGCCGCGCCCCCACUCUCCGCCGCAAAGCCACCGCCCCGCUCGUCGUUCGGGCCAAGAUCCGGGAGAUUUUCAUGCCGGCGCUCAGCUCCACCAUGACAGAGGGCAAAAUCGUCUCCUGGACCAAAUCCGAGGGUGACAAGCUCUCCAAGGGCGACAGCGUCGUCGUCGUCGAGUCCGACAAGGCCGACAUGGACGUCGAGACCUUCUACGACGGCUACCUCGCCGCCAUCGUUGUCGAGGAGGGCGGAGUCGCCGCCGUCGGAUCCCCCAUCGCCUUCCUCGCCGAGUCCGAGGACGAGAUUCCUCAGGCCAAGUCCAAAGCCUCCUCAUCCUCUUCCGCGUCCGCACCUGCUCCUGCACCUGCACCUGCACCUGCACCGGCGCCGGUGGAAUCUCAACCGGAGAAGGUUGCGGCGCCAGUCUCGACGGCGGCUGCGGCUGCUCCGGUGGUUGCGUCCAGUCAUCCUGCUUCGGAGGGAGGGAAGAGGAUUGUGGCGUCGCCUUAUGCGAAGAAGCUCGCCAAGGAGUUGAAGGUGGAGUUGGGGAGGAUUGUGGGGACUGGACCGAUGGGGAGGAUUGUGGCUAAAGAUGUUGAGGCAUUUGCAGCUGCAGGUAAUGUUGCAGCAGCGGCGGCACCAGGGAAGAGUGCAGUGCCUGCUGGGGUGGACUUGGGAUCUGUAGUGCCUUUCACCACAAUGCAAAAUGCUGUGAGUAGAAACAUGGUGGAGAGUUUGGCAGUUCCCACUUUCAGAGUUGGUUACACCAUCACCACAGAUGCACUUGAUGCCUUGUACAAAAAGAUCAAGUUAAAGGGAGUUACAAUGACAGCAUUGCUUGCCAAGGCUACUGCACUUGCGCUGAUUAGACACCCUGUUAUGAACUCUAGUUGUAGAGAUGGUAAUAGCUUUACAUAUAAUAGCAGCAUCAAUGUUGCAGUUGCUGUGGCUACAGACGGUGGACUGAUUACACCAGUGCUUCAAGAUGCUGAUAAGAUUGAUGUAUAUUCAUUGUCAAGAAAGUGGAAGGAGUUGGUUGAUAAGGCCCGUGCCAAGCAGCUCCAACCUCAUGAAUACAGCACUGGUACUUUCACUCUUUCGAAUCUGGGAAUGUUUGGCGUUGAUCGCUUUGAUGCUAUUCUGCCACCUGGAACUGGAGCAAUAAUGGCUGUUGGAGCAUCGCAGCCAACUGUUGUGGCUACCAAGGAUGGUCGCAUUGGCAUGAAGAACCAAAUGCAGGUCAAUGUUACAGCAGAUCAUCGAGUAAUCUAUGGUGCCGAUGUAGCUUCAUUCUUGCAAACCCUGUCAAAGAUUAUUGAGGACCCCAAAGAUCUUACUUUCUAGUCUCAUUUUCCUAACAAAAUGAAAAAAAGAAAAAAAAGAUCCUUCUCUGGGUAAUGAUUCCUCUUAUCAGGUUGCGGGAUUAUUAAUCGUCGACAAGCAGAAAUUGAGGAGCCAAUUGCUAUUCACUCGGGAUUUUGCAAAGAACAGAAGAGUUUUUAUUAGGAAAAGCUGAACUAUAGUUUCUUAAAAUGACAUUUUCAUUCGAAUAUACCAUUUACAUUUUUAUUUAAUGUUGCCAGAUUUUUUUUUCUUCGUUUUUCGGGAUGUUCAUUGUUGUCUAAUAAUGUCCAUUAUUUGUGUAAGCAUAAGCUUAUUUUUGGAUUAUAAAUCUUGAAAAGUGAAACCCAAAGGAAUGAACAUCGACUAUGUUAUGGAACCACGAAAGGUUAUUGAUGAAGAAAAUUGCUUCUGCAAUGUGGUUGUCAUAACAUUUUGAUUUGAUAGCAAUGACUGUAAUAAAAGAUCUGGUUGCACUAA
Cajanus cajan (pigeon pea) is the source of this 2071-nucleotide messenger RNA. RefSeq names its product 2-oxoacid dehydrogenases acyltransferase family protein. Gene Ontology annotation, molecular function: dihydrolipoyllysine-residue acetyltransferase activity. Gene Ontology annotation, cellular component: pyruvate dehydrogenase complex; chloroplast thylakoid; chloroplast envelope. NCBI's taxonomy places the organism in Eukaryota, Viridiplantae, Streptophyta, Magnoliopsida, Fabales, Fabaceae. Gene Ontology annotation, biological process: pyruvate decarboxylation to acetyl-CoA. The record is from RefSeq and is a predicted model, not a curated record.